This is a messenger RNA of Colletotrichum spaethianum, 4890 nucleotides long. Its product is annotated as E3 ubiquitin-protein ligase listerin. The transcript is spliced from 4 exons. Gene Ontology annotation, molecular function: ubiquitin protein ligase activity; ribosomal large subunit binding. The record is from RefSeq and is a predicted model, not a curated record. Gene Ontology annotation, cellular component: RQC complex; cytosol. The coding region runs from base 1 to 4890 and encodes 1629 amino acids. Lineage: Eukaryota; Fungi; Ascomycota; Sordariomycetes; Glomerellales; Glomerellaceae. Gene Ontology annotation, biological process: rescue of stalled cytosolic ribosome; ribosome-associated ubiquitin-dependent protein catabolic process.
AUGUCGCGUGCCUUUGGAAAAGGCGGCCGAUCGUCCGGCGCAAGAAGCUUCGCCAGCCCUGCCAGCGGGUUCGGCGGCUUCUCCUCCUCAGCCGGCAGCGGCCUCUCCUACCUCGCCGAGCCCCCCGACUUGUCAUCCAUCUCCGAUGCGAACGUUGUCGUUUCCUUCAAGAACACACUCAAGAAAGAUGCCACGACAAAGGCAAAGGCGCUGGAAGACCUCCUGGCUUACGUACAGGCCCACCCAUUCGAGAAGGACGGAGGUGCAGAAGAGGCAGUCUUGGAAGCAUGGGUACAAAUAUAUCCUCGUAUUUCCGUAGACAAUUCUCGCCGAGUGCGCGAACUCUCCCAUACACUGCAAUUCGAGCUGAUGAAGUCGGCCCGGAAGCGCAUGGAGAAGCAUGUUCCCAAGAUCGUGGGUACCUGGCUCGCCGGUCUGUACGACAAGGACAGAGUUGUGUCGAGGGCUGCAAAUGACGGCCUCUCGUCAUUUCUCAACAGCCCGGAGAAGGUUGUCCUGUUCUGGAAGAAGUGCCAGUCGCAGAUCCUGACCUAUGCGACGGACGCCAUCCAAGAAACGAAGGACACCCUGAGCGACGAGAGAUCGACGACAGCCGACGAUGCCGAGGCCAAAUAUCUCCGUGUCGUGGGAGCUAGUAUUUCCCUUGUUCUCGGGCUCCUGCAGAAACUCGAUCCGGCCGACAUUCAAAAGGAAGAAGAGGCAUAUGACAAUUUCUUCACGGAAGAGAAGGUCUGGAAGAGCGUGGUCAUGGGCGACGCCUCAGUCAGACGAUCAGCCUGCCAGUUGCUGUGGGCAUGCCUUGACAAAAGGCAAGAGUCGGUCACUUCCCAGAUCUCUCGCAUUAAAAAGGCCUUUCUCGCAGAGGGACUCAAGAGCAGCCAAACUGGGUCGGCUGUCGAAUACGUCAGAGUUCUUACAAAACUGACAAGCAAGUUCCCCGAGAUCUGGGCGAGCUCCAGUGAGAAGAAGACCCCUAUAACCAGGUUGAAUGGCUUCUUGGAGAAGGGAUCCCACAGCAGCUCCGCCAAGUACUGGGAACAUCUGGAAGAGCUCAUCAAGGCUAUUCCGGGUGAGCACUUCACUGUCGAAGCCUCGGCGGAUGCUCUGAAGUCAAUGAGGGUCGGCAUUGCGAGCAGGGAAGAACCAAGAAUGAACGCCACGCUUGCUUGGACAUGCUAUGUUCACACAACCAAACACUUCUUGCAAAACUUCCCUUCGGACGGCCCGCGAGCUACGUUGGUCCAGGAGUAUCUCUUUCCUCUAAUUGAGCACUUCCUCUUCCCAACCCCCGAGAACUCCUCAUGGGAAAUUGGCGGAAAUGGACGACUUGCUGUGCUUGGCGAAGUCUACGAAGUUGCUGCCGACCCGUCAUCUCCCGACUUGGUUCAGGCAACAACUGAGAAGCUGGACGCCCUUUCGUCUGCCUUUUGUACAAGGAUAUCCAACUCACUACCCGAAGUUUCCAAGGACUAUGAAAAAUCCCAAGAGGCUGUUUCUGCCGAAGGCAACCGCUGGUUCACUCUAGUUGGCCAAGUCCACAAGACAGGCCAAUCGUCCAUCGGCCUCCUCAUGGGCCCUUCAAAGGCCAUCAUCACAAGCAGCUUGAACUUGCUUGCAAACAGGAACCUCAAACCGUACGGAGCUGCCGGUGUUGUCUAUAGCGUUGGAAAGAAUGCUCCGCAAGUGUGGGAAGAUGCAGACGCUGCCCAGGCUCUGGAACAAUUCCUUGCACCACAGGGCCGAGACCGCAUGGAAAUUUUGAUGGCUUCCCGGUCCGCUGCUGACCUGCUGAACUGCGUAAACGUCCUGGGAACUCUCAAGGGACAGGAGACGGCUUACGUGACUAUCUGGAAGACCUGGGUCGAUGCUUUACUGAAACUUUCUGAUGAGAAGUUGGCAACCAGAGGUAUUGAACGUCUGAUCGCUAGCCAGGAAGCAUCAAGACUUGCCAAGUCACAUGAAGAACUCCAAGAUUUCCUUGAGGCAAAAUGCUCCAGCACAGCCCGCGGAGAGGCUGACUCUUGGAGCCUCUUUGAAGCGGCUCUUGGAAACGACGCCGUCACCGAAUCUACGGCCAAAGAGUUGGUGAACAACAGCAUAUCCGCCCUGUCGCAAGACAAACAACACUCGAUCCAAGCGCUUCGGGCGUUGGAGACACUGGCGAACAACAAGCCUGGGCUCUUGUCACAGGAUGAAUCGACGCACAUGGCAGUUGUUACUGAGUUGUUGGGACUCGCCGAGCUCAACGAUAGAGCAAUUUCGUCUCGUGCCAUCUCGUUGAGAGCACUCUUGGAACAGCCCACCGAUGGCACCUCGCCGGUAGUCACCAUCAUCCAGAGGAAUCUGGAGGAAGCUGGGCCGCAAUCACUUGGGAUCGAAACUUUGGUCCAGCAGGCCCUCCAAGCUGCCAAGGCAGGCUCUAUCAGCACAGAAGAUCUCUUCCCGAGCACGAACGUCUGGAUGCAACAGCUAUCAAACUUCCUCCAAGGCUCGCUCAACCCAUCACUCUCCAUUACCAGCGGAUUGGGAGGCGCGCACUUCUUGAUCCAGCCUACCGAGCAAGAACAACGCAUUCGCGUGCGCAGAGAUCGUGACGGUUACUCCAUUCCUGCGAGAAUGGCCUCAUACACCUCCAAGCUCUUGUCCUCUGACAUCUCCGUCUCAACCUUGCCGGAGAGCUUCCAGGUUGAACUUCUCUACCUCCUUUGCGUCUCAAUUCAGAUGGUGUCGGAUCAGAUCACCCUGACGGAUGAAAAUAAGCUAUAUAUUAACCUUGACGUGGGCGACGCCCUUGCGUCGGCCGAGUCGUUUGUUUCGUCCACCAGAGCAACUAUCAACGCCAUAGCUGAUGACGCCAAGGGAUGGAGGGACAGCUCGGAAGUCGGCUCGACGAAGCUGGUCAACGGCCUCAUCACUAUCAUGACACAGGAGGCGAAGGAACUCACGCCGCUUGGGGUCUACAGCUCUAGGGCCCUGAGUGAGCUCAUUCAGACUCUGACCGAGAAGCACGGCUUCCCGGCUACUGGCGACGAGAGAAUUAACCAGCUGGCAACUUUCAAGGCCACUCCACCCACGGUCCUGGCAGCAACUGCGGUGCUCGCCGGCUUUGGCGAGAGCCUGGAGUCGUCCAAGACCAUCAACACGCUCUGCAACCGUCUGAUUAGUGACAUUGCAGGAGCAUCUGUGGAACCUGGAAAGGCCGACAAGACGCUUCAGGUUCUGGUGCUUCUCAACGCUUGCCUGCAGGUCUACGAGGUUGGCGAGAUCCCUGUGGCCAACAACCGCAUUGUCUUUGCCGUUCGCCAGAUCACGUCGUGGAUGGACGAUACACUCAACCUCACGCCCGCCCUGUCGGCAGAGAUUUGCAGGGCGUUGCAGAGGCUGCUUCCGAGCAUGAAGGACGUAUACGGCUCAUACUGGGAGAAGACGAUCGAGUUCUCAACUGCCCUGUGGGCCAAGGCGUCAGAUGACCGCCUUGACGACUCGCUUCCCUACAUUCACGCAUCGUUGAAGCUCAUGACCGCCUUGGAGACCCUGUCGGAACCGAAUGAUGACCUGGUGGAGGCCCUCAAGGAGUUCGCCGAGACCAAGUCCCUGUCACUAAUCGAGCUCCUCAAACUAGACCGAGAGAAGAGCACCCAGCCCCUGGAGAUCGUCGACGCCAUCAUCUGCAGGCAGGUCAAUAAGAUCCCCCUGAAGCACAUCAACGACCUCUCGGACCUAUACGGCCUCAUCGCCGCCGACUCCCGCUCUAUCCAGACCGCCGCCUUCAACCUCCUCCACUACGCCCUGCCGGCUCGGCAAGAGGAGCUCUCGGUCAACGUCCUCCUCGACAAGACCGACGCCCGACUCCCCGACGAGCUUCUCUCUCUCCUCCUCGACGCGCCCACCCUCGAACGCUACCCGGACGAGGUCCUCGCCCAGUUCCCUCUCGCUAUCCGCUCCUACCUCCUCUCCUGGCACCUCGUCUUCGACGCCUUCAGCACCGCCUCGCUCAAGGUCCGCAACGACUAUACCGAGCACCUCAAGACGGAGAACUACAUCGCGCCGCUCCUAGACUUUACCUUUGACGUGCUGGGCCACUCGGCCGCGCACCCGCUCAACCUCGAACGCGAGGGCCUGACGACGCAGCACAUUACCUCCUACAACGUCUCCCUCGCCGACGCCGAGUCCGACGAGCGCAACCUGCAUUGGCUGCUCGUGCACCUGUACUACCUGACGCUCAAGUACACGCCCGGCCUCUUCAAGACGUGGUACCUCGACUGCCGCUCCAAGCAGACGCGGAUCGCCGUGGAGGGGUGGAUGACGCGCUACUUCUCGCCCAUCAUCGUCUCGGACGCGCUCGACGAGGUGUCGGCGUGGGCCGCGAGCCAGGAGCCGCCCGCCGACGACGACGAGAAGGAGCUCGUCGUCAAGGUCAGCAAGGCGGGCAAGGAGAUCACGGCGGGCUACGAGGUGGACGAGAGCAUGGCGUCCAUCGCCGUCAAGGUCCCUGCGAGCUACCCGAUCGAGGGCGUCAGCGUCGUGGGCAUUAACCGUGUCGCGGUGAGCGAGCGCAAAUGGCAGAGCUGGCUGCUCACGACGCAGGGCGUCAUCACAUUCUCGAACGGAAGCAUCAUCGACGGCCUCUCGGCCUUCCGGCGCAACAUUGUCGGCGCCCUCAAGGGCCAGACUGAAUGCGCCAUCUGCUACUCCAUCAUCUCGACCGACAAGAAGAUGCCCGACAAGCGGUGCCAGACGUGCAAGAACCUCUUCCACCGCACCUGCCUGUACAAGUGGUUCCAGAGCAGCAACCAGAACACGUGCCCGCUGUGCCGUAACCCCAUCGACUAUUUGGGCUCGGACACCAAGGUGCGCAGGGGUGCUUAA